GCACAAGCGCAAGGCGAAGAGGGGGCUUCAAUCAACCCUAGCGAGCAAGGAGAGGAGGCGCCUGAGGAAGAUGGGUAUACAGCCAGACGGGGAGGAGGAGGGGAGUGAGAGCGAGGGUGAAGGGGAGGAGGAGGGAGGGGAGGAUGGGGAGGGGAGAGGUGGAGGAGAUAAGGCGAAAGACCUGAAGCUGAAACACUAUCAGAUUCGGGCCCAGGAUAUGCUGCAUCAACAUUUGGACAAGCUACUGGAGAUAACUGUAGCUGCUGCAGAGAAAGGAGUAGGGGAAGGAGAGGGAGCAGAGGAUGCUGUCAAUGAAGAGCCGAAAUCAAAGGAGACCGUUGCGUUAGAUCGGCAAAACGCGAAAGAUGCUUCGGCUUCAGAAGAACCGAAAACAGAUGGCAAUCAAGCUCCAGAAGAAUCGCCGUUGAAGAGGAUGAAGGUAGACCCAGAAAUGUCUCUCCGUGUGAAGAAGCUGUCAGAGACGGCAGUUCUUCCCAAACGAGGGUCUGCGAGUGCUGCCGGUUACGAUCUUUCAAGUGCACAUGACAUCACCGUGCCUGCAAGAGGGCAAGCACUCGUCAAGACUGACCUCGCAGUCGCCAUUCCGUUGGGGACUUACGCUCGAGUGGCGCCUCGCUCUGGCCUUGCCCUGAAACAUUCCAUCAACGUGGGAGGCGGCGUGGUUGACUAUGAUUACCGUGGAAAUGUGGGAGUGAUUCUCUUCAAUCAUUCUGACAAGGACUUCCCUGUGAAGGUCGGCGACAGAGUUGCACAGCUGAUCCUGGAACGAAUAGUCACUCCUGAUGUUGUGGAGGUGGAAGAGUUGGAUGAGACCACACGGGGGGCUGGAGGGUUUGGCUCCACAGGGGGCAGCGACGCUUUGAAGCAUACAUAG
Molecule: messenger RNA, 895 nt
Organism: Closterium sp. Naga37s-1
Lineage: Eukaryota; Viridiplantae; Streptophyta; Zygnematophyceae; Desmidiales; Closteriaceae
Source: the annotation of a GenBank genome assembly